CGUAUACCUCAAAAUUUCUUUUUUUUUAUCAGUUAUCCCAAUCACUCCCAACAUUUCAAUUUCGAAAAUAAGUUUUUGUAUAGACUUGACAGCUCUGUUGAUAUUUAUUAAAUAUUUAAAUAUUCAUUUAAAUAAAUUUAAAUAUUAAAAAAAAAUAUUUUGUAGAAAAAAAAUUUAUUUUUUUAAUGGAAACUGAGACAACAGAGACAACGGAGACAAUUUCUUCUUCUCCACUUCCUUUACAAUUAAAUAAUAAUUAUUGUUGUGCCUAUUUAUGUAAUUUAUGUCCACGUACAUCUUUUCAUUCUAUGGAAUUAUUAGAUCAACAUAUGCGUGAUGAACAUCAGGGGAAUGAAAAUAAGUUGAAAAUGAAGGAAAAUGUGAAGAUUGAAGAAAAUAAUGAAAAGGAGCAACAGAUCAUUCAACAACCAGAAACAGUCUUUGACCAAUCCGAAAUCGAACAACAACAACACCUUUUAAAUUCUUCCAAUUUAUCAACUUUUCCCUCUAGCGCCUUCUCUAUUCCUCCCCCAAAUUUAACAAUAAUAAAUAAAUUGGCCGAUUUAACCUGCAAAAAAUGCCCUGGGGGCAAAACCUUUACAAGCCGCGAACAUUUAGAAUUGCACAAUACAAACACCCAUAGAGAUAGACCUCAAUAUUGUUGUAAUCAGUGUGGGGCUUUGUUUAGUGUUAAAAGGGAAUUGGCAACACAUUUACGUGUUCAUUCGGGAGAACAACCCCAUCAAUGUGAAAAAUGUGGCAAAGAAUUUGGCACAAGACAAUUAUUAAAAAAACAUACAAUGUGGCAUACUGGAGAACGUUCGCAUGUUUGCCCCAGUUGUGGAAAGGCAUUUUUCCAAAAAGGUCAUUUAACACAACAUUUAAUGAUACACAAAGGUGGAAGGCCACAUAAAUGUUCUUUAUGUUCAAAAACUUUUAUUUUUAAAUUUGAUUUAAAUCGCCACUUAAAAAUUCAUACUGACCGAAGUUUUGUCUGUGGGAGGUGCUCAAGGUGUUUUCAACAAGAAAUUGAGUUAGAGGGGCAUGUUUUAAAUUGUAAAAGAUCGUCAGCAAGUAUUAUUAGAAGGAAUAAAAGGUGUGGGAAAUUUAAAAAUUAA
This is a messenger RNA of Meloidogyne enterolobii, 1118 nucleotides long. Lineage: Eukaryota; Metazoa; Nematoda; Chromadorea; Rhabditida; Meloidogynidae. The record is from the annotation of a GenBank genome assembly.